Messenger RNA from Rhizophagus irregularis DAOM 181602=DAOM 197198, 698 nucleotides. RefSeq lists its product as uncharacterized. The record is from RefSeq and is a predicted model, not a curated record. Lineage: Eukaryota; Fungi; Glomeromycota; Glomeromycetes; Glomerales; Glomeraceae.
AAACAUUUCAAAAUCGUUUUAUAUACUAUUACCUCACGAAUCAUUUAGAUAUGAAUUCGCAAGGUCAGUUUUCUGACUCAGGAAACAACCAACAUCCUUUUAUUUCUGCCUCUUACAAUCUACAGGAUACUCCUGUUUCAUCUCAUGAAAAACAAGAAAGUUCAACUACCCCGAGCGAGAAUGUGUCGCAGUCUCCUUACUUUCAGUCUCAACCAACAGUAAACAACUUAUGUGUACAACCCGAUUCUUCCGCAAAUCUUAAAACUCAGCCCGUUCAUCCUACUGUUUUUUUCUUUCGACCACCAAACGAUUAUUAUCAUUAUCAUGUUAUUUGCAAGGAAAUCUCAAACGAUAUCGUUGCAUACUUAUUAAAUAAAUCAUUAAAAGAACGUAGCGUUCAACCUAAUGAAAAUGAAUGUAUUUUCUAUUAUCAGCAACAAUGUAAUAACCGACUUUAUCAAGUAUCAUGCGAAAUUGUUUCCCCUCUCUUGGUCAAUAAUUGUUUGAGUAAAAAUUUUCUUGGAGUUGAAUUUCAACAAAACAUGGAACAAGAGCAUAUAGUACUAACUUUUGAUCAAAAAGAAUAUCUUGAAUGUCAUUUAAAGAAAUAUUUAAGUCAAUAUUUAUUAGGCUAAGCAAUUUUUUUAUCAACGACUUAUUUUAUUAACUUCUUUUUUUUUUAUAAAAAAGUAUUUAUA